AUGCCUCCUAAGAGUGGCAUCUCGCGCACGCGUAACGUCGGUUACGACGACGACGAUAUCUACGACGAUGACGACUAUUAUGAAGAGGGCGGGGAGGAUGCCGAUGCAGGAGACGGCAUGACAGAAGACGACAAAGAACAGAUGCGCACAGGCACAAUACGAGUGAGGGAAGCUCUGGGAGACGUGAGCGACUUUACAAGCGAUGAGCAAAUCCAAGAAGCUUUAUGGCAUUACUACUACGACGUGGGCAAGAGUGUGUCGUACUUGAAGAACAAGCUGGGGGUUGCGGAACCAAAGCAAGAAGCACCCAAGCAGGAAAAGGCCAAACCAACGUCGCGGUUCGAUCAGGCUGCCAGCGUAGCGCAUCAGAAUGCGCCCACAACUGCAGGUAAGCACACUCACAUAUACUUUAGCGACAUGCAAGAGUCCGUCUGUCCUGUCGCACCGUUGCCCACCAUCUGCCUGCCCCCAAUCUCGAUGCCUGCCGCCAACUCUGCUGUCACAGACUUCUUCUGGGAUAUCCCCUGGGGCAACGUACCACCCGAACGUAUAGGUGUUAUAACCGUCGAUGCGCCACACUACAGAGGAGGUUUGCUGGGAGGUUCUUCAAAGUUGGCUGCACUUGCAGCUAAGCGAAGAAAGGAGCGAGAGGAUGCCGAAGCUGCAGCCUCAAAAACAAAAAGUAAUGCGGACGCGGCCAUCGCCAUGCUCGACAAGCUCUCGGUCAACAAUCCAGAGAAACCCAGCAGUGUAGAAGCAGAGCGCCCAUCUCGAACGUCUAGAUACCCCAUCCGAAGACGUUCCCCGUCGCCAGCCCCAGAGGCCCCAAAGGAACCUGAGACGGUGGAGCCUGACGCGCCACAGCCAGCCAUCGUUGUUGAUUUCCCAGCGCAACGCGCAACAGCCUCAAUGUUUGCUUCCACUCUUUGCGGGUCUGAUUACGCGACCAAGCAUCCACAACCCCAGAUUGAAGAAUUCCCAGUGCCAUUCGCUGCGUACAAGUCUUUUGAUGGAACAGAAGCCUUUGCAGGACCGAGUCCGGACGAUGUGAAGAAGAAGCAGACCAACGGUGAUUUGGCAGAGUCAGUCGAGAAGCUCGCCGUUUCCGAAGAGUCUAGAGUUAAGAGCAAGAACCUCAAUGUGAUAGAUGAGUUCGAGAAGAGCAAUAUGAAGCGAAUGGCGAAUUUUGUCGUAUUGGGACAUGUUGAUCACGGCAAGAGCACACUCAUGGGCCGUCUGCUCUAUGAUCUCAAAGUCAUCGACCAACGGUCAAUAGACAAACUGCGAAAAGAGGCAGAGACUAUUGGAAAGUCGUCGUUCGCACUAGCCUGGGUUAUGGAUGAGACCAGCGAAGAGCGAAGCCGUGGCGUUACUGUUGAUAUCGCAACCAACUACUUCGAGACAGAAAAGACGCGCUUUACAAUAUUGGACGCGCCUGGACAUAAGGACUUCAUCCCAAAUAUGAUUUCUGGAGCGUCACAAGCCGACUUUCCGGUCCUAGUCAUCGACGCGAGUACGAACAGCUUUGAGUCUGGUCUCAAAGGUCAAACAAAGGAGCAUAUCUUGAUCGCACGAAGCAUGGGAAUGCAGCAUAUCAUCGUAGCUGUAAACAAGAUGGACACCGUUGGCUGGUCAAAAUCUCGAUUCGACGAAAUCACCAAGCGCAUGUCAACUUUCCUCACAGACGCAAGCUUUUUGGAAAAGCGGAUAACCUUCAUACCACUAGCUGGUCUUACCGGCGAAAACGUCGUCAAAAAGAUUGAAAACUCCGCCGCACAUUGGUACACGGGCGAAACGCUUCUAGAAGCUCUCGAACGCAUCGAAAUACCCAAGCGAAACCUCCAAAAGUCCCUCCGUCUCUCCGUCGCCGAUGUCUUCCGCGGAGACAUGCGCUCGCCACUCAGCAUAUCCGGCCGCAUCGAAGCCGGAACACUUCAAAUCGGCGACGUAAUCCUCGCGCUCCCUGCCAACGAAACCGCAACCAUCAAAUCCAUCGAAGUCCAAGAUGCGCCCGUAGAAUGGGCUGUUGCAGGCCAGAUCCCCACCCUACACCUCGCAGAUAUCGACCCCAUUCACCUCCGCCAAGGCGACAUUGUCUGCGCCCCCAAAGACCCCGUCAAACUCGUCAAGGCUUUUACAUCUAAGCUCUUGGCCUUUGAACACGUGUUGCCUAUGCCUGUGGAGGUGUUCCGCAGCACGCUUAACUCGCCCGGUGGAAUCAGGACGUUGAGUGCUAAGCUGAAUAAGUUUACGGGCGAAGUUGUGAAGAAGAGGCCGAGAAUUGUUAAACCGGGUGAGGUUGCAAGAGUGGUGGUGCAAUUGGAGAGAGAGUUACCGAUUGAAGAGGGGAUGAGGGUUGUGUUGAGGGAGAGAGGGAGGACGGUUGGAGCGGGGUUGAUGGAGAAUGUGGCGUAGGGAGGGUUGUGGGGGAGACACUUCGGUGUUUUUGUCUGGUCUGCGUGAAAAAAAAUGCUUGUUGAAGAUAUGAUGAGGUUUAGAAUAUACAUGUUUCUUUC
Molecule: messenger RNA, 2516 nt
Organism: Pyrenophora tritici-repentis Pt-1C-BFP
Lineage: Eukaryota; Fungi; Ascomycota; Dothideomycetes; Pleosporales; Pleosporaceae
Biological process (GO): translation; translational elongation
Molecular function (GO): GTPase activity; GTP binding; translation elongation factor activity
Source: RefSeq, a predicted model, not a curated record